CGUUGCAAAUACAGUGUCAAACAUAAAGCCUUUCUCUCCCGUUAGGCGAAAAGCCACAACCCCUCACUGUUCUCUCAAAAUCUCCCUCAUUUUCUCUUCCACUUCACACUUCCUCCGUUUGUAUACAAUUUUCAUGGAAGAUCAGGGCACGAAUUCGUUGAUGAUGGGGCCGAAACCCCCACACCCACUUCACCAAAUCGCAGAAACGCCGACUCACAAGUUGCUUCUGAAGCAAUGGCUAAAAGAAGAAGAGUUGAUCCUCAACAGGGUAACCCUGAAGGAGACCCAUAUAUAUUCUGUCCGUAAAGAAAUCAUGCAGCUCUAUUUCUUCUUCUUCCUCUUCCAUUCCAUCGCGCUCCUUCUCCUUUUCAAUUCCUCCUCCAGGGACCCUCCCACGGGGGCCUGCCACAGGUCAUGGAUCCCAUCACUCUGUUCUCUUCUCUGCUCCAUGGGGAUAAUCUGGGCCGCGCGGUACAAGAUAGAUGUUGAAGGGCAUUUGGAGAAGAAGCUGGCGAGGGAGAAAGAGGAUGGGAAGUUGUUGGGGAAGUGUGCGGAGGAAUUGAAGAAACAGGGUGUAGAGUUUGAUUUGUUGAAGGAGGUGGAUGCGCUGAGGAUGGCGAAGAGUAUGAGAACGGAAGCGAAGGUUGUGAGGAAAUGGUCUAGUAGGGAUUUUGUGACAUUAUUCUUCUUCACUGUGUCAUGUUUGGUUCUUGGAUUGACAAGGGUGAUUUUGUGUAGUUGAACUUCUGGCGAAAUUGGGAUUUUUGGGUAGCUUGAUGGGUUACAACCUCGCAUGAUUUUGGAAACCAGUUAUGGUUUCCUAGUUUUUAUGGGCUCUUUGGCAGGAGGAUUUAUACGGAUAGAUAAUUUGUUUUUAGUUUUGGUUAUUAGAAGCAAGUGCAGAACACUCAGUUCUGCUUUUGUAAUUUGGGGAUUUAUAUGGAGAUUAUGUUUAAAUAAUAAAUAAAAUUUUCUUUA
Messenger RNA from Rubroshorea leprosula, 978 nucleotides. The record is from the annotation of a GenBank genome assembly. Lineage: Eukaryota; Viridiplantae; Streptophyta; Magnoliopsida; Malvales; Dipterocarpaceae.